AUGGCAUGCAUGGAACUAUAUGAUCUCUUUCGAGAAGCUGCCAGGUAUGAGCUCGAUCGUUUGGCAAGUCUCUGUCACAGGCAAAUCCGCAUCAAGCUGAGCUCAGAAUCGGUGCUCUUGAUUCUGCGUGACUGCUACGACUCGAUGCCCUGUUCUGCUAGUGUGAGGAGUCUCAUCGAAACUUGCAAGUAUUUCUUCCUUAAUAAUUACGCUGAGUGUGCUGCCCUAGAGAGCUGUGAGACAUUGGACCCCCGACUACUGUGUGAACUCAUGCGUUGCAUGACUGUGACGUCCCAAGGCCCCUCGCUGGGCACCGCCACUACGGGCGCCCGGUUGAACUCCCCUUCACGAGGGUUCUCGACUGCGUCGAUGGAUGGCAUUCGUGUAGCCCCCAGUCCGGGCGGAGACGGUUCGGCGGCAUUCGCGUAUCAGCGUAGAUGCCCGUUGUCUCCUAUAGUGGUAGAAGCUUCAACUAUGCAAUACGACAUGCAGAAACUACUGCAUGGUGAUGAUAAUGAUGGAGACUUCGAUGUGGUCGUCCAGGGAGAGGAGUUUAGGUGCCAUCGGUUUGUGCUAGCAGCUCGGUGCCAGUACUUCGCUAUGCUGAUGCAAUCUGGCAUGACUGAGUCCCAGGAGAACCGCUUGGUCUUGCCCGAUGAGGCCACCUCUAUGACAGCAACGGGUUUCAAUACUUUCUUAGAGUACGUUUACACCGGUACGACCAACAUGGUCCCCCAAACGGCGAUGUACCUGGUAGAUGCCUCGGACUUCUACCAGCUGAGCAACUCCCGAUUGCGGUAUUUCUGUGAAAUAGCUUUGAGGCAGUCAUUCAAUGAGAGGGACGUACUGGAUGUAUUCGAGGCCUCGGCAGCCCUGAAUGUCGGACCUGUACGUCGAAUGGCACUGGACUUCAUCGCUGAGCAUUUUACCGCAGUUGGCCGGCAGGAGAAGCUCGCUUCUUUGGACAAGUCAUUACUGGUGGAGAUCCUGCGCUACUUAGCCGACCAUCACACAAUCAACAACGCUGGUAUGUCGGGGAGAAGGACCCCCGUUGCAUCUCAAGAUGUGGAGCCCGUGAUGCAAAGUCUCGGCUGACAACAUUAUCUCGC
Molecule: messenger RNA, 1109 nt
Organism: Perkinsus marinus ATCC 50983
Lineage: Eukaryota; Perkinsozoa; Perkinsida; Perkinsidae
Exons: 12
Coding region: 1-1095 (364 amino acids)
Biological process (GO): regulation of proteolysis; proteasome-mediated ubiquitin-dependent protein catabolic process
Cellular component (GO): cytoplasm
Molecular function (GO): ubiquitin protein ligase binding
Source: RefSeq, a predicted model, not a curated record